Messenger RNA from Jaminaea rosea, 1243 nucleotides. Its product is annotated as alpha/beta-hydrolase. The transcript has a single exon. The coding region runs from base 123 to 1016 and encodes 297 amino acids. NCBI's taxonomy places the organism in Eukaryota, Fungi, Basidiomycota, Exobasidiomycetes, Microstromatales. The record is from RefSeq and is a predicted model, not a curated record.
GAGCGGAGUUCAGGUCCUCGAGCGAUAUCGUCGCAGGUUCGGCGUAGGGGCGCGGGUGAUCAUACCAACGCUGAUCUUGAGUUCUCUUCUGCCUCUUCGCACGACACACACACGCGCGCGCGAUGCUAUUGGACAAGACGUUUGACUGCUCAGGCUGGGAGAUCCACUACAAAAUCAUCGAGUCGUCGCCCGCGCUCGCGCACUCUGCUCAGCAGACGCUCGUCGUUGUGCACGGCACCCCUUGGUCCUCCAUCGUCUUCGACGCCAUCUCUGCAGCCCUUUUGGCCAGCACGCCCAACUUGCACAUCCUGCUGUACGACCUACCGGGUUAUGGCCAAUCGCAGUACUAUAGCGGCGCGCAACAGUUCCGCGACUUUGAUGGCGACACGUCUGUAGCUUUUCAGGCAACGGCACUCGUUGCCCUGCUCGAGGAGACGCGCAUCAGCAACCCGCUCGUCGUCGCGCACGAUAUAGCCGGCGCUAUAGUCCUUCGCGCGCACACGUUGCACAGCCUGGAGCUGAAGUCGCUCCUGCUCAUGGACACCAACACGGUCCUACCUUGGGGCGACGGGUUCUACAAGCUCGUUCGCGCUAACCCGAGCGUCUUCUUGGACAUGCCACCGCAGAUCCACGAAGGCGUCGUCCGCUCCGUAAUCCGCAGCGCCUGCCACCAUACCGUACCACAGCAGAUGGAGGACGCUCUCGCUGCUCCCUGGCUAGGCGCAGAGGGGCAACGCAACUUUGUACGUCAGAUCGCACAGGCCAACGACGCGGACGUGCAGGAGAUGCUAGACUGUCGUGCGUACGAGGGGAAGGUCACGUGUGCGGUCAAGGUGCUCUGGGGGGAGGUGGAUGGGUGGAUACCGCGUGGCAAGAUGGAGACGCUGGUUGAGAUGUUGGGCACGGCAAGAUGUGGAGAGGGGCUGGUCAUCGUGCCUGAGGCUGGACAUCUAUUGAUGAUCGAUCAGCCUGAAAGGGUCGCGUUGGAGGUUGGCGAGUGGGUGAGGAGCGCGUGACCUCAAUGGCAAAGGCCUUGCAUUGCAGGCUGUGCUUGGGCGUGGGAGAUCCAGGCGACCAGACGACGCUUCUCACUGCACACCGCCAUCGUAUCGUGCUGCCACCAGUCGUUCGUGCUGAAGCGCAAGGGCGACUGAUUCGAGGUGGGCGGUAGAGUGCGUUCCCCCGCGUGAGCGGAGUCGCGGCUGGGCCUCCACCAGGCCGCGGAACCUGAGGUGAUGCAGCG